CACCGAGCUCUGCGCACUGGCCGUCUAGGUGUAAAUCCAGUGGAGGCGCGCCGCUGGCCCUAUGCACCUAUCCCUGAAUACCGCAAUGAGCCAAGCUAUUCUGCUUUGGGCUCAGAAAGCUCUUCAGUAGUCUUCAGUCUGUUCUUUUCAUCCGUAAACCACUUCAAACGUGACACAGCUCAUUCCGAAGACUCAGAAGAUGAGGUUGGAUUGGCAGACAUUGCUGAAUCUGGUUCUAGUGGCCGACGUUAUCAGUGUGCCGAAGAAGUUACUCGACGAAAAUCAGGCAUAUCAAGUUUUGGCCUCCUUGCUCAGGCUCGAAUCUUUAUGGCUCGAUGUACUAGGCUUGUUAACUUGAUUCAAGGCCGCCUUUUGCAGGUAUGCUUGUCGGAGGCCGAUCGCCAGACGAACCGGCGCCGUAGCACUCUAGCUAUGACUCCUCCUGAAAUAAAACGACGGUCUGCCAGAAUCAGCCAUUCUGAUCCUUCGCAUGUCCAUCCAUGUUGGAAUCGACGAAUGAGUUUGGCUCUUUCCAACUUGUAUGGUCAUGGGAAGAGCUAUUUUCGCGUGCAAUACACUAGUAAGUGGGCAUUAAGUGAUUCUAUAAAUGAGGCGGAAAGUUCCAUAUUUAUGUUUUAUGGCUUGAUUUUAUUAUACUCUUAA
Protopolystoma xenopodis is the source of this 663-nucleotide messenger RNA. NCBI's taxonomy places the organism in Eukaryota, Metazoa, Platyhelminthes, Monogenea, Polystomatidea, Polystomatidae. The record is from the annotation of a GenBank genome assembly.